Leptopilina boulardi is the source of this 3712-nucleotide messenger RNA. Its product is annotated as zinc finger protein with KRAB and SCAN domains 8-like. Bases 142 to 1452 code for a protein of 436 amino acids. NCBI's taxonomy places the organism in Eukaryota, Metazoa, Arthropoda, Insecta, Hymenoptera, Figitidae. Gene Ontology annotation, molecular function: DNA-binding transcription factor activity; zinc ion binding; RNA polymerase II cis-regulatory region sequence-specific DNA binding. Gene Ontology annotation, biological process: regulation of transcription by RNA polymerase II. The transcript is spliced from 5 exons. The record is from RefSeq and is a predicted model, not a curated record. Gene Ontology annotation, cellular component: nucleus.
CAUGUAAACGACCGCCAUCACCGCCAUUAUAGAUCCCGUUGUGUGUGACCGAGUCACUUUGCUCUCUACAAUUUUCACCGGAAAAUAGUGCUUUUCAUCAAGAAAUUUCUCAAUAAACGUGAACAAUUUUUUAGCAGUGAAAUGAAAACAUACAGUAGAAAAAAGGGCGAUAGCCCAAGCAAUGUGAUAAUUCAUGUAAAUGAAUUGUGCCGACUGUGUUUGGCUAAGGAAGAAGAAAUGGUGCCGAUUUACGACGAUGACGCUAUUCCCUUACCACUACGUAUCAUGGCUUGUGUUAAUCUCGAGGUGUUUGAAGAGGAUGGUCUUCCCAAUAUGAUUUGUUAUCCGUGCAAAUAUCAAUUGGAAAAAUCGUAUCAAUUUAAAAAGAAAUGCGAAGCAGCAGAUGUGAAAUUGCGUAAACAUAUGAGAUUAAUUAAUCAAAUGACUGGCGAAGAAGACGACGAAGAAAGUCAAGAUAGUAUGAGUAUGGAUCAACCAUCGAGCAGUGGAAAAUCAAAACAAGUGAAACAAUUGUUAGCUGAUUUAGUAGCGAGUAAAGAAGGUAUUGAACUCGAUACAGAACCAAUUGAAGUCACUGAGGAAGAACUUGUCGGUGGAUACAUAUUGGGAAUGUCUGCAGAAAAUCCUGAUGCUGAUGAAAAUUUUUCGGAAGGACCUGAAAAUAUAACAUUAAUGCCAGCUGAGGAAAGAACAGCGAAAGCAAGAUGUACAAUGCGUACAACACGCAUAAAACAAGAACAAGAAACAGAUGAUGAAGCUGAGGAACAUACACACACACUUCAAAGAACUGUUCCAAAUCCAGAUCACAAAAAUGUCUACUUGAUGGAACUGAGUAGUAACAGUGCUGGUGGUCAAAUAAUGAGUCAAACAAUAGUUGGUGAAGCUACAGAAGAAUUGAAAGUAUUCCAAUGUGAUAAAUGUCCAAAAGCAUUUACACGACGAAUUAUGUUGAAGAGUCAUCAAUCGGUUCAUUCAACACAAAGAGGAUUCACUUGUCAAGCAUGUGAAAAAUGGUUCCCAACACGAUCAGCUUUAGUUAGACACGAGCGAACUCACACUGGAGAGAAACCAUUUGGUUGUAAUAUUUGUCAUCGUGCUUUUGCACAAAAAGAAAUUUUACUUCGCCAUUUAAUGACACACUCGGGACAAAAACCCUUCCAAUGUCAAAGUUGUGACAAGAGUUUUACUCAACGUGAAGCAUUAAAAGUACACAUGCGAAGACAUCAGAAAUUAAAUCCCAAUGAUAUUCAAUUGCAUCAUUGUCAAUUGUGCCCAAAGGCAUUUUGUCAUGCUUCCGGUUUAAGUAGGCAUUUAGUUACUCACACUGGUAGGACAUAUAAAUGUGUUGAAUGUGAAAAAUCAUUUACUGAUAAAAGUUCACUUCUCAGACACAGUAGAAUUCAUGCACCCAAAAAACUUGUUCUCAAUUAAAUUUUUUCAAAAAAAAAGAUUUUCAGUUCUAUACUUCAUGUCAAUAUUAAUUAUUUUUCUUUAAUGAGUAUAAUCGUGCAAUUUUCAUGUUCAACACAUUUUAAUCAAAUACUUCCAUUCCUGUAAAUAAAACAAAAAAAAAUAAUGUUAUUUCAAUAUUCGUGAAAAAAGGAAUAUUAACUCUUUUUCUGAAUGUGUAUGAGAACGUCAAAAUUUUGAUUUUUUUUUCUUCCAAAAUGUAUUCAGUUUCAAACUUUGUUUUUUUAAAUUUCAGAUAUAAAAAAAAUGUAAAAUUGACGUUUUCAUACUUUGAAUUAUUGUGUGUGGAAAAAAAAACUUAGUAAUAUUAGUUUACUAGAUUUUUGAAAUCCUUAAAAAUUGACGAUUUCUCUAUUUUACAUUAAAAAGAACGUAUUUUCUAAUUUUUAACUACAAUUGAGUGAUUUAGAAAAAAAAAAUAUAUAUAUAUUGAUAGUAAUAAUUUUAAAAGUUUAAAUUUUAGUACUGAGUGUACUAUUCUUUAUAUAUAUAUAUAUAUAUUAUAGAUCAUUGGAAAAAAUGAAAUCAUUAAAAUUUUGUACAUAUAAAAAAAAUGUAUACCACAAAUAUUUUUUAGGAAGAUCGUUUCGAAUUAUUUAAAUUGAAAGAAAACUUUUUUUUCUUUUUUUUAACCAAAACAUUGCAUUUUGAAAAAAGAACCAUUGUGUAAAAAAAACAAAACAUUAAGUAUUACAAUAAAAUUAUUGUUCAAAUUUGUAAUUUACUUUUUUUAUUUAAUUUUCAAUAUUUUGAAUGAUUAAAAAAAAAAAAGUUGACAAUUUUCUGUCAGAUAAUUUUUAAUAAUUCAAAUUGUUGAUAAAAUUGCCCAUUAAACUUUUUUUAAUUACAAAUUUUAUUUUAUUUAAAAAUGUGAAAGUGGAAUUAAUUUUGUUCUGAUUAAAUUUCAAUUAAAUUGAUUACUAUUUUAUAUUGUUAAUUAAAUAAACUACAAUUCACAGAAAACAAUUUUAAUGUGUACAUACACAAUAUACAAUAUUCACAACAUUCGUACAAUAAUAUCUUUACAUAACUCUUUGAAAUUAAUGAUUAUCUGACUUCACGUCAAAAAAAUGAUCUCUUUUUCUUUUUUUUUAAUUAAAAUAUAGAAGAGUAUAUAAAGAAUGUGUAACUACAUUCAUAAAAAUAUAAGGCUUUUGAGUGAAAUAAAAUAAUCAAUUUAUUUAAAAAAAAAAAAUGUUACAAUGUUCACAUGCAUACGAUGAUUUUUCAUAUUUUUACAUAGUCGUCCAUUUUACGUAUGAUCAUAUGCACUUCAAUCUGACAGAAGAAAUAAUUAAUGUCUGUAUAAACGGAAUAUCAAAAUGUUGCAUUACACCACAGACCAAAAAUGAAAGCAUUUCACAGAAAUACUUAAUUAUUGUAAAAAGAUAAAAUCAAUUCUCUAAAAAUUAAAAUAAAAAUUAAAAAAAUAUAUAAUAUCUUUGGUUAUUUUCAUUUAAACGUCACAAUGAUCUCUGUUCGUCAUUAUAUUUUUCGUAAUUUACAAUUUAAAAAUAAACGCUUUUCAGGCGUGAUUUAUUUUAUUGACAUAAAUAUUUCAAAUGGAUAUAAAAUUUGUAUAUAUAUAUAUAUUAUUAUUUUUUUUUUUUUGCUCAUUUGAAUAUUAAAACAAUGAGAGAUAAAAUUUCUUACUGUCAGUAUCACGAAAUACAAAUGUCACAAAUAAUAUGUACGUUUUUCAGAAAACGAAUGAUAAACAUUCUAGUUUUCACAUUGGAAAAAACACUACUUUAGUGCAAUUCCUAAAAAAAAAAAACAAUCUUUAUAAGGGUAUCCUCAAAUAUCGCAUAAAAGUAUAAACAAAAAAAAAAAAAUUUACAAGAGAAAAUGCAUUCCUGAUUUCUUAUAAUAUUCUCACUUUAACUAUUUUUUACGCGAUACUUGAAAACUACUGCAAUAAAUUCAAUUUCUUGCCAAUAUAUACACAGAUUUAAUUAGUUUAAAAAAAAACUCUUCUUAAUAGAAGAAUUUCUUUAACGCAAAUGAAAAAAAAAAAAAAAAAAUUUGAGACCCAAAGUAAGUCUUUCUACCCUUACUUCCGAGAUUCUUUCCUAUGCAAUUUUUUUUUUCUUUAUGAUACUAUUUUUCCAUUACUCGUUUUUUUUAAAAAAACUCGUCGCUGAUCCAAUAACUGGGGUAGGGGGGGGGGAAGGAUUAACAUUAUUUGGUGAAGAAAAAGAUAAAAAAAAAAGAAACAAAA